Messenger RNA from Gilbertella persicaria, 5361 nucleotides. RefSeq lists its product as uncharacterized. Lineage: Eukaryota; Fungi; Mucoromycota; Mucoromycetes; Mucorales; Choanephoraceae. Gene Ontology annotation, cellular component: microtubule; kinesin complex. The record is from RefSeq and is a predicted model, not a curated record. Gene Ontology annotation, biological process: cytoskeleton-dependent intracellular transport; microtubule-based movement. Bases 1 to 5361 code for a protein of 1786 amino acids. Gene Ontology annotation, molecular function: microtubule binding; ATP binding; ATP hydrolysis activity. The transcript has 8 exons.
AUGAGUGGCAAUAUAAAAGUAGUUGUACGGUGUCGACCCUUAAACGCCAGAGAAAAAGCAAGAGGCGCAACAUGCCUUAUCCGGAUGGAAGGAAAUCAAACUAUCAUUACACAUCCUAAGAAAGCAAAUGGAAGCCAUAAUACAUCGUCAAAUAAGCAUAAAGACGAAGAAGAAGUUAAAGCAUUUACAUUUGAUAGAUCAUAUUGGUCUGCAGAUAAAAACGAUCCUCAAUUUGCAGAUCAAGAGCUUGUCUACAAUGAUCUUGGUAGAGAACUUUUAGACCAUGCAUUUGAUGGAUAUAACUGUUGUAUAUUUGCAUAUGGUCAGACAGGUUCAGGAAAAUCAUAUUCAAUGAUGGGUUAUGGCGAAGAUAAAGGUAUCAUACCUCGUACAUGCUCAGAGCUUUUUGAGAGAAUAACAGACCUCUCAAACGACAAGCUCAAGUUUCAAGUGGAAGUAUCCUAUAUCGAAAUUUAUAAUGAAAAGGUGCGCGAUCUCUUGAAUCCUGCCAACAAAGGCAACCUUAAAGUAAGAGAACACCCUACUUUUGGUCCUUAUGUAGAAGACUUGUCUCGCCUUGUGGUUAAAUCCUUUGAUGACAUUGAGCAUUUAAUGAGUGAAGGCAAUAAAGCAAGAACAGUGGCCGCCACAAACAUGAAUGAAACAUCAUCUCGUUCUCAUGCAGUAUUUACUUUGUUUCUCACAUCAAAUCGAUUCGACGAGACAGCCAAUCUCAAUACUGAAAAAUGCUCCCGUAUCAGUUUGGUUGAUUUAGCAGGCAGUGAAAGAGCCAACAGUACGGGUGCAACAGGAGCUCGGUUAAAAGAAGGUGCCAAUAUUAAUAAAUCUCUUACAACACUUGGUAAAGUCAUUGCUGCAUUAGCAGAGGCAUCAGCACACCCACACAAUUCCAAAAAAGCACACAAUCAGCACAACUUUGUACCUUAUCGUGACUCUGUCCUCACUUGGUUGCUUAAAGACUCUUUGGGUGGUAACUCCAAAACUGCCAUGAUUGCUGCUAUCUCACCUGCUGACUAUGAUGAAACACUUAGUACACUGCGAUAUGCAGACCAAGCGAAACGCAUCAAGAACAAAGCUGUAGUUAAUGAAGAUCCAAAUGCCAAACUUAUUCGUGAACUCAAAGAAGAGCUUCAGGCACUAAGAGACACUUUGAUGAUAUAUGCGCCAGAGGAAGUCGAGAAGAUUACACAACAAAAGAAAUCCAAAGACGGUAAUGCGAGCAGUCGAGCCUCGUCACGUGCAAAUGCAAGAUCCACAACAGCAUCUCCUAUGCUACUCAUUUCACCUGAAUCACCUAUUAUUGCUACACAGAGAGGAAACAGCUUACUGACAAAAGAACAAGUGGUUGAACAACUCCAAUCUUCUGAAAAGCUUUUGUCUCAAGUCAAUCAAACUUGGGAAGAAAAGAUGCAUAAGACUGAAGAAAUUCAUCGACAACGUGAAGAAGCAUUAAGAGAGCUUGGUGUGAUAGUAGAAAAAGACAAUAUUGGUGUAUAUGCACCUAAAUCUAUCCAUCUGAUCAACCUGAAUGAGGACCCAUUAAUGACUGAAUGCUUAAUGUACCAGAUCAAGUCAGGCAUUACGCGUGUGGGCAAACUAGGCAGCAGCGUGCCAGCAGAUAUUCGACUCAGUGGGCCUGAAAUUAUGGAUGAACACUGUUACUUUGAAAACUUGCCUAUGGAGAAAGAAGAGAAAAAAGAAGAACAGCGUAUUGUCAAGAUCUAUCCUGGCAAAGAAUCAGUAACACUCGUUAACGGUAUGCAUAUCUCUGAACCGAAGGUAUUACAUAGCGGAUAUCGGAUCAUCUUUGGAUCAGGACUACAUCAUCUGUUUCGUUUCAAUAAUCCUGAUGAAGCAAGAAGAGAGCGAGAGAUACAAAUACAACAAGGCAAUGUAUCUCAUAUUAAUACAUCAGUUGUUGUAUCUCCAUCCGAGUCAGGAAUGGCUCCUCCUCUUAGUGCAAAUGCGUCUACUGUGGACACAAGCCUAUACCCUCCAGAUCUAGUCGAUUGGAAGUUUGCUCAUAGCGAAGCACUUAGGAAAUUUGGUGGUGCAACCAACACAGAUUUAACCGAAAUGACAGAUGAAGACCUCAAACAGCUAUCUGAAGGUAUCACCAAAGUAAGAGAGUUUCGAAACAGACAAAGAAUAUCAUCCGAUAGUCACAAUAUCUUGUUUGACGAUCCUGAUACGAUUUCUCCUAUGACCGUUUCACCCAGAACAUCGAUUAGCUCAUCUAGUAACAAAAGAUUUAGCGCCAUUUCUUCUGCACAAACAGUUCUCACUGAAGAAGAAGAAGGAAAUGAGGAAGAGGACAAUAAGCUCAAAGUAAUUGAAGAAGCCAUUUCAAAAGAAGAAAAGGACAAACUCAUUCGCAUUGCAACAGAGGAAAUGCAACAGCAAUUGGAGCUUCAGAAACAAGAAUACGAGGAAAAGAUCAAAGCACUUGAAUCUUCUAAUCUCAAGGCAGACGAAAUGGAUCGAGAAAGGGACGAUCUUGCUUCCAAGUUUGCCCAAAUGAAAGAAGAAAUGAAAAAAUCACUGGAACAGCAAAAGCUUGCUUAUGAAUCAAAAAUUAAACGCAUUUCAGCUCAUCUGCCUCCUGGCACAGCUCUCAGCUCAGAUAACUUGCUUGUUGGAUUUACGGCUAAAAAUGCUGCUGAACAUCUCUUGCGUAUGUCAAUUGAGAAAUGGCGCCAAUUAAGAUAUGUCAAAAUGGCCGAAGGAUGCCUUGUUCAUGCUGUAGUCUUGAAAGAAGCUAAUAUUAUGGCUAGAGAACUUGGCAAGAAUGUUGUUUAUCAAUUUAUUGUUGUUCAUGAUGAUAUUUCUUCAAACCCUUUGUCUUUUUGGGAAUCCACAUCUGCUUUACAGCCUUUCACAAGAGAACCUGAUACACAUCUGAAAGAAGCUAAACCAUGCCUUGCUGUCCAAGUAAUUGAUCAUGUUCAUCGAGCUGCCUAUAUUUGGUCUAUUGCGAAACUCAAGCAACGCUUGAGACGUAUGCGCCGAUUGUAUGACUAUACUGACAGACCACUCUUCACUGGACAACACUUCAACAGAGAAGAUCCUUUCUAUGAAACACCUUGUCCAAGAUUCUCUUUGAUUGGUUUGGCUCGUGUGCCAUUACGAAACUUGACUUUACAGUUACAUGCUGAUAACUAUGUGGAUGUGUAUUGUAGAAACACUGGUAAGAUAAUGGGCCAAAUACGUGUUCUUAUUACACCAAUUGCACGAUCUGUAUCAAGAAAACAACAUAUGCAACAAUCCGAUACAAAUAAUACCAAGCGUCCCAAUUUGUUUAGUAGAAAACAGUCUUCUUCCAACAACAUUACACAGGAGCGGCAAGUAUUGAGCGAAAAGUAUUUGCUUCAUAUUGGGCAGCAACAGGUGUUCGAGAUUCGUAUUCAAGAACUUAGAGGCCUUAGUGAAACUAGUUUCACACAAGUUCAUGCACAAUUUAGACUCUCUUCGUUUGGUAAUGUAGAACGAUAUUCUGCUGGAGACAAAAUAUAUCAAACGGAUCCAAUUAGCAACUUUGGCAAUGACGGUAUUGUAUUUGGACAGUGCCAAACACUAUCAGUCAAUAUCACUGAAAAUAUGAUGGAUGUUAUUCUAAAUCAAGGCCUCAUUAUUGAAGUGUAUGGGCAAGCACAAGAAUCAUACUUGCUUGGAUUAGUUGAACAUGUAAGUAGUAGCAAUGGUGGUAGUACUCCAAGUACAACGCCGACAUCUGAAAAAUCUAUGUUAUUUGAAAAGGCGGUUGCUUCUGAAUCUUUGGGAAACAAUAUACCUGCAAGCAGACGUUUCUCUAUUGAGAGAAGGUUUUCUUUGGAGCGAUGUACUUAUGAUGGCAUUCUUAUGGAAGAACGCCAUGAUGUGACAGCCUGGAUUCAGAUAUGCGAACUGGAUUCAGAUGGAGAGUAUGCCCCUGUGCAAGUCAUGCAUAAAGAAAUCCGCGAUCAUCAUCACCAUCAUAUCAAACAUCACCAAGACGUAUUUUGUCUAAGACAAGGCUUACAACGCCGUAUUGCCUUAACACUCGCCCAUGAUUCAGGUAAACAGUUUGAGUGGUUAAACAUCAAACGAGUCACCUUGAGUAAAGCGCGCCUCAUAGACAGCAAAGGAAAAGUAGUUGAAUCUUCGACCUAUGUUCCAGUAGAGAUCCAGCUUUUCCCUGAAAGCACUCAGGUUACAUUUGAACGCAACGGCAUAUCCCAACUGACGGCACAAGGACCUUGGGACAGUUCACUUCACAAUGCGUCUUUCUUAAACCGAACCACAUCUUCUGGUCAGCGUAUUCGCUUGACACUUUCUUGGCAAGUUGGUUGUGACAAGUGUGUUUCUCCUCUCAAUUUUGAAAUGGACAUCGCAGUUCAAAUCCGUAAUCGUGAUGCCAGUAUCCAUACAUCUACCUCUUCUUCAUCCAUGUUUAGACAACUCUUGCUCGGUGGUAAUGAUUCAAGCACAGACGUCAGUCGAGUAGUAUACAAGACAAGCGGGAUGUUUAUGGUUCAAUUGAAGCCGCCUAUGACGCGCCAGGUGCGAGAAUUAUGGCGAUUAAAUACGGCCAACAAAUAUGUCCGAGGCGAAGAGUUUAUCGGCUCUUGGAAGCCACGAGGUGUUUCGCUUAUUACUGACUAUAGAGCAGCACGCCAACGUAUGUUGCUCAGGGAAAGUGUAGCUGCUUUUAGACAUUCUCUAGUAUUGGCAGGUCAUCCUCAGACAAAGACAAUUCAGCGCAGUCUUUCCACUCAUACAAUUGAUCAUGAAGAAGAACCAAAGACCAAACGUGACCCUGAAGCACUGGUCAGAAAAGUGAUUGAUCUAUGGAAGAAACAGUUUGGAACUCGUGAAGAGAUUGUUUUUACGCAGGAUCCACCUAGUAUUACGUCCCUUCAUACUUCCACAAGUACAAACAGUACCAGCAGUACAAAGAGCAGUUCCACAGUCAUGAAAAAGUAUCACAACAUGAAAUUAACUGCUGAUAUUCAACAAAUACAUCCAAGUGAUACAGUUACUAAAAAGGGCUAUCUGUUACACCCUAAAAACGUGGAUGAUACAUGGUUAAAGCACUGGUUUGUACUUCGAAGACCAUUUAUUAUUAUCUAUCAAGACCAAACAGAAGCAGAGGAACUGGGCGUAUUGAAUCUUACUUCUGCUCGAGUUGAUUAUAAGACUGAUCUUGAAGAAAUGCUUCAGAGAAAAUACACUUUUGCUAUAUACACAAACAACAAUGCCUAUUUAUUGCAAGCAAACGAUUUUGAGGAUAUGAAGGACUGGAUAUCUAAAGUAGAUCAAUUUUACCCUGUAAAAAAGUUGGAAAGUUUAGGCUCAUCUUAG